GCUCGAUUGGCGCUGCCUGGCGGUUCCGGUGCCGCGCUGGCUGUCCAUUCUGGGCGAUGCGGAGACGGCGGAGCUGAUCUGGGCCUUGCGGGUUGCCGUCAUGGCGAAUGUGUACUCCCUGGACGGGCUCUUGGUCUUCGGGUUGCUCUUCAUAUGCACCUGCGCCUAUUUCCGGAAGGUGCCCCGGCUGAAAGCUUGGCUGCUCUCCGAGAAGAGGGGCGUCUGGGGGGUCUUCUACAAAGCGGCGGUGAUUGGUACAAGACUCCAUGCAGUAGUAGCAAUGUCCUGCAUUGUCAUGGCUUUUUAUGUCCUUUUCAUAAAAUGAAUCCCAUCUCAUCGGAUGGACAGUGCUGUUUGAACAAUGAUGCUAUAGAAGGCCUAUCUCUCUGGCUUCAGAGGACAUUAUCUCUUAGAGGAACGUACACAGAACCUUACACAGAUGUCAAGAGGAUAUUCUCCUAUGGCCAAGCCAUCUUUCAGACCAAGGGAGUAGUUUUGGUAAUAACAACCACCCUCUGUGCUUCUAGUAGAGCUUGAAUGUCAACAAAUACUGUUUCAUGUGCAGAUUAUUAAAAUCAGUGUUACAGUCUGCAGAAAGUAAACAUCAUAGGUUUGUGGUAAAUAGAAAUGGGUAAGGUGAAUUAUUGCUGGCAAAUAGAAAUGGAAAGGCUUUCUCCAAGGUCUGGCAGAAUUAGAAAGUGCAAACGUUUUCCUGUCUGGUGUUCUAAAGGGAAUUGCUCUAAAUAUCCAAAAUUUAACAGUGAGGGAAGAUAGAGGUUUGCUUUUAUUUCUUUUCCUCCUUGAUUAAUGCAGUUUUAAGAUUGGGGAUAAAGCUAUGAUAAAAAUGAAUUAUUGGAAAACUAUAUGGAAAUCUAGCUAGUCGUAAAUUUCUUGCAUUCUUUGGAAAAGUGCUUAUGUGCUCUGUAUUCUUGAACAAAGACAACAUCUGCACCACAAAUGAAAGAAAUUGAUAUUUUGUGAUCUAUUCACAUCUGCCUUGGAAUAAUUAACAGUCUUGCUACCUUUUACAGAUAGCUAGAGUCCUGAAAUGCUUCACAUUCCGAAAAUCCUAGCCCAAAAUUAAAAAUUGCCAACAACAUAAACACAGCCAGUUUCUGGCUGUCAAUGUAGAAGGAGAAAGCAAUGAGGACAUACGCUGUUACAUUAUGUUAAUAGAUGUUGAAAUGUUUAAAUCACAUUGAAAGAUCCAAACAUGUAUAUUUUGGAAAGUGUACAGACUUUAAAAGUGAAGAUUUGUGUUUAUGUUCUUUAUUUUUAAUUAUACAGUUAUUCUCUUUAUUCCACAUUUUAAUUUGAAUGGUCCUUUUCUGUUACUUUGUGCUUCAAGUGUUGGAGGUAAAUCUCCUACAUUAAAAGCAUGUUUAACUUGUAUAUUUGAAGUUUAUGUUGAUGAAAAUUAUACAAACUCCAAAGUGGUUUCAGAGUUGAGACCUAAUCUUUUAACAACAAAAAUUCCAUUAUUUGUAUAAUGCUGGUUAAAUCUGAAAAAAGUUUUGUUUUUUCCCAACUUUGUACAUUUUUUUUCAGACAGAAAUCUAUCACAUUCAAGUCCUAUCUUGGCCUCUGGUAUUCCAGCAAUAUGUGUAUGAAUAAAUCUGCCUUAUUGUUCUUUCCCAUACUUCAUAUUUAA
Molecule: messenger RNA, 1651 nt
Organism: Anolis sagrei ordinatus
Lineage: Eukaryota; Metazoa; Chordata; Lepidosauria; Squamata; Anolidae
Gene: TMEM167B
Product: transmembrane protein 167B
Source: RefSeq, a predicted model, not a curated record